Lactuca virosa is the source of this 420-nucleotide messenger RNA. The record is from the annotation of a GenBank genome assembly. NCBI's taxonomy places the organism in Eukaryota, Viridiplantae, Streptophyta, Magnoliopsida, Asterales, Asteraceae.
AUGGAAGGAUCUCAAAAAAUAGUUGAUGAGGUUGAAAGUAGAAGUAAGCAAAUUAAUCUGGAUCCACCAACUGUUAAUGUUGAGGAAGAUGAAGAAGUUGGUGAAAAUAAAUAUGGUGGUCAAAAAGGUUCUUGGGUAUGGAAGCAUUUUUAUAAAAAGAAGAUAGAUAAGACUGUGAACAAAUUGAGAUGCCCAUAUUCUCUAAAGUUGAUGUGUGCACGCACCAAGAAGAGUGGUACGAGUUCAAUGAGAAGUCACUUAAAACUCUAUUGUGUAAAUUUUCUGGUUUAUGAUCCUAAAGGCAAAUCCGGUGAUUCGAAAAAACAAUCUUUGUUGAGUUUCAAAAAAUCAGGAGAAUCGGGGGCUAAUUCUUUGGAAGUUCAUUCCUUUAGCCAAGACAAGUGUAGGAAAUCGUUGUAA